Lycium barbarum (goji berry) is the source of this 522-nucleotide messenger RNA. RefSeq lists its product as uncharacterized. The record is from RefSeq and is a predicted model, not a curated record. Lineage: Eukaryota; Viridiplantae; Streptophyta; Magnoliopsida; Solanales; Solanaceae. The annotation marks the transcript as partial. The transcript is spliced from 3 exons.
AGUGGAAAGAGCCUCAAUUUUAAGAACAAUGUGGAAGAACUGCAGACGAUUCUAACGGAAGUGUUUGGCGAGUCAUCAGACAGCGAAGGGGAAGAACAAAAACAAUUUCUCCACGCUCAUUGUGCAGAGAAUCGGGUCACUGUAAAAGCCCAAUCCGGGUCAGUGUUUGGAGAAAGUCAUAGUUGGGAAAGUAUCACUGAAAUUAAUGGUCUUUGGCUUUGCAAAGAAUUUUUAUCUAGUGAUCAACAAUCAAUGUUGUUAUCAUCAAUCCAUCAAGAAGGAUGGUUUGCUGAGUCUUCAAGCAAUCAGGUCUUGUUGGAUCCUCAAACUUUCAGACCAUUCUUGUAUAAUACACUUAUUCCCUUUCAACUUGUUGCUUCUUAUUUCUGUACAUAUCAACUUGAGAAUUGUAGAUUCAUGUGUGAUUCAAAAACUUUCUCAUGUGUCAUUUGGCUGAAGGAUAUAUUGUCUGACUUUAAUUUCCGUAUUUAUGCCCUUGAAUUGUGUAGCAAAUCACUUUGA